Molecule: messenger RNA, 684 nt
Organism: Suillus plorans
Lineage: Eukaryota; Fungi; Basidiomycota; Agaricomycetes; Boletales; Suillaceae
Product: kinase-like domain-containing protein
Exons: 5
Biological process (GO): protein phosphorylation
Molecular function (GO): protein kinase activity; ATP binding
Source: RefSeq, a predicted model, not a curated record
AGAGAGAUUACGCUAUGGUUGAAACUCGAACACAAGAAUAUCGUUCCUCUUUGGGGAGUUGCAGAUGGCUUUGGCUCCCUCCCAGCACUUGUCGCGCCAUGGUUAGAAAAUGGAGCGCUGACCGGAUACCUUCGACGUGAGCACGAAAGGCUUUCUUACAACAAAAAGUUUGCACUGCUCAAGGACAUAGCUGAAGGGCUUCAGUAUCUGCAUUCGCAGUCAAUUACCCAUGGUGACUUGAGCGGUAAUAACGUUCUCGUCGAUAAAUAUGGAAACGCAAGCCUCACCGAUUUUGGACUCUCUGCUCUCAUUCCUGAGAGAAUAAGUCAAGCAUUGAUGCCAACCAAUUGCGGAGGCACCGCACCCUACAUGGCACCAGAAUGCUUGGCGCUCGAUGAUGAAGGCAAUGAAUCAGCGCCGGUAUUCUCUCCGAAAAGUGAUGUAUACUCUUUCGGAGGGAUCAUGCUACAGGUAUUGGAGGGCAAGGUCCCAUACCAUUACGUCCAAAGAUAUGAAGCCAUAAUCAACAACAUAUCACGCGGGAAAAGGCCCAGAAGGCCGCUUGCUCCUAUUAUCGAGGACAGCGAUUGGAAUUUCAUCCAGAGUUGUUGGUUAGAAGAUAUGGGACGUCGUCCCUCUGACGAAGAUAUCCUGGAAUUUAUGGAAGAACGGGCUGGAAUUUAG